AUGAUGCGCAAUGUUGUCUUUAAUUAUGUUUCUGCGAACCCACUUUAUUCAGUUUCGUGGAGUAACCGUAAAGACAAACCGUUACGUAUUGCCACGACUUCAUUUAUGAGUCAAAUCAAAAAUUCAUGCGAAGUCAUUCAGUUGAACGAGCAGUCGAAUCAAAUGUUAAAAAUUUGUGACACGGUGAUAGAAUAUCCGCCGACCAAAGUCCAAUUUAGUCCCGACACGUCAGUCGGGUCACGUGACUUAUUAGUGACGGGUGGCUUGAAGCCCCAAAUCUUCGAGAUCCAACAAAACCGGAUGGCGUCCGUUGCUAUAUUAGGUGCUUCGACUGAGGCCCUUUCCCCAUGUACUUCGUUAGAUUGGAAUACAGUGAAUAAAGAUCGACUAGCGACGUGUUCUCUUGAUACGACGGUGACUGUGUGGUCUGUCGAGACGUGUCAGCCGAUUAAAAAAUUGAUAGCACAUGACAAAGAAGUGUACGACGUUGCCUUUGCGGCGAACCCGGACUUAUUUGGAACAGUUGGUGGGGAUGGAUCGCUUCGUAUGUUCGAUUUAAGAAGUCUUGAACAUUCAACGAUUUUGUACGAAUCACAAGGGUUGGUCCCGCUACUCCGGCUUGCGUGGAACAGAUUCGACGCAAAUUAUAUCGCAACAUUCUCCGCUGACUCAAACAAAAUCGUCGUCAUCGACGCGAGAAAACCAGCAGUCCCGUAUAGCGAACUCGCUUUACACCAAAGCAACGUCAACGCUAUUUGUUGGAGCCCUCAUAGCUCUACACAUAUCUGCUCAGCUUCAACAGAUAGAAAGGCACUCAUUUGGGACUUGUAUCCUAUCGAAUCAGGAAAACCUCCUAUGGUCUUACAAUAUGAGGCAUCAGGAGCAGUUAAUGAUGUGUCGUGGUGCGGAACUAAUCAAGACUUGAUAUGCGUCUCGGUCGCAAACCAGGUCCAAGCCAUUAGGAUUUAA
This is a messenger RNA of Entamoeba invadens IP1, 969 nucleotides long. RefSeq names its product WD repeat-containing protein, putative. Lineage: Eukaryota; Evosea; Mastigamoebida; Endamoebidae. Bases 1 to 969 code for a protein of 322 amino acids. Gene Ontology annotation, molecular function: protein binding. The transcript is spliced from 2 exons. Gene Ontology annotation, cellular component: nucleus. The record is from RefSeq and is a predicted model, not a curated record.